AAUAUUUACAUUCAAUAAUGAGUUACAUUUCUAUUCGCUUCAAGCAUAUUGGUUGCAGUGCAUAUAACAAAGAGAAUACUGGUUUUAAUAUCAUUAAUUUAUAAAUCGCAAUCUCCUACCUUUUCGUUUGAUCGAAUUAUGACUCAGUUCAUAGGAAAAUGGACCGGAGACGGAGAUUCGUACACAAAUUAUGAGGAAUUUGCCAAAGCAUCAGGUGUCUCUGAAGACCUGAUUGAGAAAUUCAGAAAUGCAAAGAGUACACUGGAGUUUAAACAAGAUGGAGAGUAUUGGAUGUGUGAUGCAUCUAGUGAUGUAACACCAAGCAAAUGUUAUAAAUUUAAGUCUGGUGAAGAAGUAACUACUACAGGACCUUUUGGGAAAGGCCUUAAGUUUACAAUAACCAUUGAUUCGGACAGUAAAAUGACAAUGAAAGAACAAAGUGAACUGAUGGGAUGGAAAACAGUCAAAGUUAUGAGGGAAAUAAAGGGAGAUAAACUGAUUACUACUAUGGAACUUGAGAAUGGUAUACAGAUGACAGCUGAGAUGACGAGAUGUUAAGAUGACAUUUUUGUGUGUGAAUAAUUCCUCUUUGUUUGGAUUACAUUUAUUUAAAGUGUUAUGUUACAUCAUUAGAAAAAUCAAACAAUUGAAAAAAACUGAGCCCAGCAGGUUUUCGUUGUUUUGAAAAAAGUUCCAUGUUACGGUACAUCCUGAUAUUAAUCUUAAGUAAAAUCCUUAAGUUACA
Mytilus californianus (California mussel) is the source of this 745-nucleotide messenger RNA. RefSeq names its product gastrotropin-like. The record is from RefSeq and is a predicted model, not a curated record. The transcript has 4 exons. Lineage: Eukaryota; Metazoa; Mollusca; Bivalvia; Mytilida; Mytilidae. The coding region runs from base 139 to 558 and encodes 139 amino acids.